AUGGAGGCUUCCUUGGAAAGUCGUUUACGUUUACUCCAAGAAAAGCUUCGUUUUCUUUGCCCUAAUGAUCAUCAAACAGAGCCAUGUGCGGCGGCUUCACCAUCUCCUUCACUAAUUGUCGAUAAUCAUCAUCGACAGAAGACUGAAGAGCCAUCAGCGAAUCAUCUGGAACAAGAUAAGAGGCAGAGCCAUGCUGUUUACUCAGGCUUCCCAAUCCCAACUGAUUUAUCCAAGUCUUCGUCUCCGUUGAUGAAUCAUCCUCCCAACUGUUCAAUCCUUCUCUAUAACCAUGAUAACGCUACUUUUACCCAAUUGCCUUCCUCCUUUCACCAACCGGCGGCGAUAUCGCAUGAUUCCGCACGGUUCGGUAACAUUGAACUUCCUCCUCUGAUGCAGACACAAAGCCAGUUUGAUCAGAAGGCUUCGUGGAAUCAGGGUUUUGGUUACUCUGAUUUAUUACUUGAGGGACAAGGAUUUGAGGGCAUGUGA
Messenger RNA from Microthlaspi erraticum, 489 nucleotides. The record is from the annotation of a GenBank genome assembly. NCBI's taxonomy places the organism in Eukaryota, Viridiplantae, Streptophyta, Magnoliopsida, Brassicales, Brassicaceae.